GUUUUUAGAGCAGCUCUCAGUCAGACUGAGUCAGUUUGUCAGGAGAACUCAGGAACAUGGCUUCAUCCUUCCUCUGCCUCAGCCUCCUCUUCAUCAGCCUCAGCACAGCAGAUGGAUUCAUGUAUUAUAUGGUGGAGCGCUGUCAGUUUAACUCCACUGAUCCGAAGGACAUCGAGCUCAUCACGUCUUGGUAUUACAACAAGAUCGAGGUCAACAGGUUCAGCAGCAGUUUGGGGAAGUUUGUUGGUUACACUAAGUAUGGAGUGUAUAACGCAGAGUACUGGAACAGUGGUGCAUUCCUGAAUACAAUGAGAGCUGAGAAGGAGCGAUACUGCCUACACAACAUUGGUGUCUGGAACAGCAACAUUCUGUCUAAAUCAGCUCCGCCCACUGUCAAGCUUCACUCCACAACACCUGCUUCCAGUCACCAUCCUGCCAUGUUGGUCUGCAGCGUCUAUGACUUCUACCCCAGUGAGAUCAAAGUGAGCUGGGUGAGAGACGGACAGGAAGUCACCUCUGAUGUCACUUCCACUGAGGAGAUGGCAGAUGGUGAUUGGUACUACCAGACCCACUCACACCUGGAGUACACACCCAGGUCUGGAGAGAAGAUCUCCUGUGUGGUGGAGCAUGCCAGCCUGAAGGAACCUCUGAAAACUGACUGGGACCCGUCCAUGCCUGAGUCAGAGAGGAACAAGCUCGCCAUCGGAGCCUCAGGACUGAUCCUGGGUCUGAUCUUAUCUCUGGCUGGAUUCAUCUACUACAGGAGGAAGGCCCGAGGUCAGAGCAGGACUCUCACUCACAGACCAGUUC
Pundamilia nyererei is the source of this 810-nucleotide messenger RNA. Its product is annotated as H-2 class II histocompatibility antigen, E-S beta chain-like. The transcript is spliced from 5 exons. The annotation marks the transcript as partial. Gene Ontology annotation, biological process: antigen processing and presentation; immune response. The record is from RefSeq and is a predicted model, not a curated record. Lineage: Eukaryota; Metazoa; Chordata; Actinopteri; Cichliformes; Cichlidae. Gene Ontology annotation, cellular component: membrane; MHC class II protein complex.